AUGGAAAUCAGAAAAGCAAAUAAUGCAGCAUAUAAAUUAAAUAUAGUAGAUAAUGUAUACUGCCAUAUGGGACAACUAGAAAAAAUACAAUUUGGAAAAGAACAUGAAUAUUACUACUCUACAGAAAGAGUGCCUGAAAGAAUUGCUGUCUCACAGCACGACUCUGUUGUGAGGAUACUGAAUAAUAUGAUACUUAUCCAUGGAAGAAAGGAAGUAGAAAAACCACUUCGGUAUUUGAAUGAAACCCCUUACGGAUGGGCUGAGUACUCAAUUGAAAGCAAGCUGUACUUCCUGUGCAUGGAGCUAUCUAGAAGAACCACGUAUGUAGAAAAGAACAUCUGCGUAGCUGUAAACCAAAAAAUAAAAGCAGUGAAUAAAACACUCAGCGCCUGGACACAGGAAGACUGGGACUUCUUUAUAGAAGCCUUCCUUAACUACAUAGACAUUGUAGCACUCUCCCCACUAAAAAACCCCCCAACACUCUCGGCCUUUAAAGAACUCAAAAAAAGACAGAAUAUCACAUGGUUCAGCGCAUUCUCUGCAUACGUACAUGGGAAUGCACACACCUACAGAGACGUCUACUUGGAAUUAUCACAGAAUUAUUACAAGUACUCCUGUGUGUUCUUGAGCGCGUGGAAGAAAGAAAGUAAAAGCCUAGAAAAUGCUCUGCACGCACUUAAAUCUGCAUGUAUAAAGAAAGACAGGGACAUAUAUAAACGUAAAAAGAGACUAAAAAAGGAAAGGAGUAAAUGGCAGUUACUGUGCAAUAAAUUCCUUGGUAAGUGCUACUACUGCGGUGUACAAGGACAUAAGGCCAUAGAUUGCAAAAGAAACGAGUCAACAUGA
This is a messenger RNA of Nematocida parisii ERTm1, 846 nucleotides long. RefSeq lists its product as uncharacterized. Lineage: Eukaryota; Fungi; Microsporidia. The record is from RefSeq and is a predicted model, not a curated record. Bases 1 to 846 code for a protein of 281 amino acids. Gene Ontology annotation, molecular function: zinc ion binding; nucleic acid binding. The transcript has a single exon.